Habropoda laboriosa is the source of this 1025-nucleotide messenger RNA. RefSeq names its product general transcription factor IIH subunit 3 (gene Tfb4). NCBI's taxonomy places the organism in Eukaryota, Metazoa, Arthropoda, Insecta, Hymenoptera, Apidae. The record is from RefSeq and is a predicted model, not a curated record. Gene Ontology annotation, cellular component: transcription factor TFIIH holo complex; transcription factor TFIIH core complex. Gene Ontology annotation, biological process: nucleotide-excision repair; regulation of DNA-templated transcription. Bases 147 to 1025 code for a protein of 292 amino acids. The transcript is spliced from 6 exons.
UGAUAGGACGUGUAACGAGGGUUAUGUGGUUUUUCUUUAAAACGUUAAAUGAAAAUUGUAAAAAAAAAAUUAAAAGUUGUUAAAAAAUGUUGUCACAAAGUUGAGUAAUUAUAUGAAAUAGCUGAAUUGAUAUACGUAAAUUCAAAAUGUCAAACGAAAUCGAAACGAGCUUAUUAAUAAUCAUACUAGACGUAAAUCCCGUGCAAAGAAUUAUAAAGCAAGAAACAAGGCUACUGACACAAUGUCUCGAUUCAACUAUCGUUUUUGCCAAUGCACAUUUAAUGCAAUCCUCUAACAAUCAACUUGCUAUGAUAGCAUGUCACAGUCAUGGAGCAAAAUUCUUAUAUCCUUUUGAGAAAUCAUUGGAGAUUAGACAAAUUGAUGGGCAGUAUGAAAAAUUUACUAUGGUUGAACGUACUGUCAGACAACAAUUGCAACAAGUUGUCCAUGAAAUUUCGAUGGGUAAACCAUUGAAUGGAGAAAGUUUAAUAUCUGGAGCAUUAACCAUGGCAUUGUGCUAUAUUGCAAGAUUAGAGAGGGACAAAAUUGCUGGUGAAAAAUUACAUCCAAGGAUUCUUGUAAUCACUGCCAGCAAUGAUUCAGCUACACAAUACAUGAAUUAUAUGAACAUAUUUUUCACUGCUCAAAAAAUGGGAGUAAUAUUAGAUGUGUGCAGUUUAGAUCAGGAAUUGACUUUACUUCAACAGGGCUGUGAUAUAUCUGGUGGAAAUUAUUUAAAAGUUCCCCAAUUAAGUGGAUUAUUACAAUAUUUAUUGUGGAUAUUUUUACCAGAUCCAAAUAUUAGGUCAAAAUUGGUACUUCCACCACCUGUGAAAGUAGAUUACCGUGCAGCAUGCUUCUGCCAUCAAGAAUUAAUUGACAUUGGCUAUGUAUGCUCCAUAUGUUUAUCAAUAUUUUGUAAAUUCAGUCCAAUAUGCACAACCUGUCACACAGUAUUCAAAAUGCCAGGACCUAUGCCUAUAAAAAUGAAGAAAAAGAAAAAGAAUGUAGAUAUUGUUCAUUAG